AUGGCUAAAUACCGCAUUUAUAACCGCCGUCAGCAGGGUCUCGCCGAGACAGCCCGGUUGAUCCUUGAGAUCAGCGGUGCGGAGUACGAGAAUGUCUACCCUAAGGACUGGGACAAAGAAAAAGGAUCCACUCCGCUUGGACAAUUACCAGUUCUUCAUGUUCAGGAGACUACUGGAGAUUGGGUAUCUAUUGCUGAAAGUCACACCGUGGAGCGUUUCCUCGCCGCAGAUCUUGGCCUCCUCGGAUCAAACCCGAUAGAAGCAGCUGUGUUAGACAUGUAUCAUGCAGCUUGGUGCGAUAUGAUUGCUAUGUUUAUGUGGAAGGUUUGGCGGGUAAACGAUGAGGAUUCAAAGAAACGCGGCGCCGCAGAAUUCUGGGAUUCCUUUCCUAAGUUCCUUGAUACGCACGAAAACAUACUGGCAAGUAGGGGUCCGUUCUAUGGAGGGGAAAAGGCCUCAUUACCCGACAUUUACGCCUUUACCUGGCUGAAUCGUUUCAUAUCUAAGUGGGUUCCGUCUCCUCCUGGCUCUCUGACUGAAGAGAAGUAUCCGCGGUUGUGGGCACUUUGGAGAAGUAUAAGGGAAAAUGAUAGGAUCAAAAGUUAUAUCGAGAGUGGGCGGUGGCAGCUCAAAGAGUAA
Messenger RNA from Penicillium daleae, 639 nucleotides. RefSeq lists its product as uncharacterized. The record is from RefSeq and is a predicted model, not a curated record. Gene Ontology annotation, biological process: glutathione metabolic process. The transcript has 4 exons. Bases 1 to 639 code for a protein of 212 amino acids. NCBI's taxonomy places the organism in Eukaryota, Fungi, Ascomycota, Eurotiomycetes, Eurotiales, Aspergillaceae. Gene Ontology annotation, molecular function: glutathione transferase activity.